GGCGGGCGUGAGGGCCGCCGGCAGUCACUCCUCGGCCCGUGGCGGUGCGGGUGACGACUGGCCUGUCACCACCCAUCCCGACACCCGUUCUCAUCGUGUGCCCACGCCCCUUUUUGUUGACAUCCACCCCUUCAUCUUUAUCUAUCAGUGAGCGAGCGUGCCGCUGACACUAUCUAUCGUCUGCCCACGCCCGCCCACAUCAGCCCCGGGGCACGGGUGACGGCAGGAUGGAUGCCCAGUGCUAUCAGGGUGUUGUGGGAGGCUCCUACGCCCACGGGCAGGAGCGUGGGGCAGGUGACGUGAACAUGAUGGGCGGUGUGGGCGGCAUGGCGGGUCAGGGGCCUGCCCACACCGCCCUCUUACCGCCCCGCACCACGGACUGCUGCUACGAGUGGGCGUCCAUCCCCGCCCACUACUCCACGCCCAUGAAGGAAAUGGAAGCGUGUCUUCUGUCGGCGGGGAAGGGACGCGAUGACUACGGCGUGGGAGGCGGUCUGGACUACCCGCACCCACCUCAGUCUGCGUGUGGGGACGUGUUGCUGUCCAAGGCACCGCGCUCCCCGCACUCCCCACUCAAAGACCACAAGGAAGAGACAUCCCUCAGUUUGUCGGGGUCAGAGAAGGGCUCGCCGCACCUACAGGAAGGAGGCGGCUCUGUCCCCAAGAAGCCCUUACACGCUCGCCUGGUGAACGUCUCCGCGACCCUGGAAAUGAAGUCACUGUGGGAUGAAUUUAAUGAGCUUGGCACCGAGAUGAUUGUGACCAAGGCUGGCAGGCGCAUGUUCCCCACGUUCCAAGUUCGCCUGAUGGGGAUGGACCCGACCAGCGACUACAUGCUGAUGAUGGACUUCAUUCCCGUGGACGACAAGCGCUACCGAUAUGCCUUUCACAGUUCGUCAUGGAUUGUGGCGGGAAAAGCUGAUCCCAACUCGCCGCCACGCAUUCACGUCCACCCAGACUCCCCCGCGAAGGGCGCACAGUGGAUGAAACAAGUGCUCUCCUUUGACAAGCUGAAGCUCACCAACAACCAGCUUGAUGACAACGGCCACAUCAUCCUGAACUCCAUGCACCGCUACCAGCCGCGCUUCCACGUCGUCUAUGUCAACUCCAAGUCAGAGGACGUGUCAGCAACUCAGAACUUCAGCACCUUCAUCUUCCCGGAGACCAAGUUCACUGCCGUCACCGCCUACCAGAACCACAGGAUAACACAACUGAAAAUCGCAAGCAACCCGUUCGCCAAAGGUUUCCGAGACUGUGAUCCGGACGAGUGUGUGGUGGAAGUCCUGAACCAGUUGCAGCAGCCAGGCGGGGGAGGCGGGCCCGGCGGAGGGAUGGGUCUGCAGCAACGGGGAGGAGGUGGUGUAGGGGUGCGUGGCCAACAGCAGGCAGGCGGACAGCAGAGGCAUCCCCUUCCUCCCUAUAUUGCCUACAAUGCUGCCAAGGAAAGUAAAGACGACGGCGAGACGGAGGGCGGCCUGGUGUCCCGCAUGAUGGGUGGGCAGGGCAUGGCUGGAGCGGGGGCACUGCUGCAGACUUCCCCUAACACAGCAGCAGGUUCCCGGGGCGCCUCAGAUGGUACGGGGCAGUGCGGGGCCUUGAACCAGCCAUACGCAGGGGAGAUGUGUUCCUACGGUCCUAUGUAUGGCGCCUAUGGGUAUGGCGGCAUGAAAGCACGCACCUCACCAUACCCCCGCACCUCACCUGUCUACCCACCACCUUAUCCAACGCCUCCGCAGCUUAACACACAGCUUUACCGCCAGCCACACGCCUACCACGACUACUCCUCCAGAUAGACGCCUUCUCUACGGUGCUACGCCUUCCAAGUGCCUUCCAACACCCCAUCAUGAGCUUCGCCGAUCUCGCUAAGUGCUCUCCGCCCCGCCACGAGCUGGAGCGUCACCUCAGCCACUGGAAGCUAGACUAGUGAUCACGUGAAGUCUCCUGGUGUGGGUUGUAACUUGUAUUACUGAGUAGUGAGUGAGGACGUGGACACAUACUUUACUUAUUAUCCUCCUCAUAGAAAGCGGUGUUAGAGAAAGUGAUGAAAGUAAUUAUUUACGAUGAUGAAUAGUGUUUUGUAUGCAUUAAGAGUUAGUGUGCCAAGGAAGGAGAGUAAAGACAGAAACAGACAGGCAGAGUGGUGCACCCAACAAACUGUACACUUAUAAUCGCGACAGAAAAAAAAUAUACUACUAAUUAUGCAUAGUGAUAAUAUUUCUGCUGACGAAAAACACAAGCUUGGAAGGGCAGAAAGUGUGUGUGUGUGUGUGUGUGUGUGUGUGUGUGUGUGUGUGUGUGUGUGUGUGUGUGUGUGUGUGUGUGUGUGUGUGUGUGUGUGUGUGACGUG
This is a messenger RNA of Portunus trituberculatus (swimming crab), 2347 nucleotides long. RefSeq names its product T-box transcription factor TBX1-like. Gene Ontology annotation, cellular component: nucleus. NCBI's taxonomy places the organism in Eukaryota, Metazoa, Arthropoda, Malacostraca, Decapoda, Portunidae. The record is from RefSeq and is a predicted model, not a curated record. The transcript is spliced from 8 exons. Gene Ontology annotation, molecular function: DNA-binding transcription factor activity, RNA polymerase II-specific; RNA polymerase II cis-regulatory region sequence-specific DNA binding. Gene Ontology annotation, biological process: cell fate specification; regulation of transcription by RNA polymerase II; positive regulation of DNA-templated transcription. The coding region runs from base 228 to 1793 and encodes 521 amino acids.